GAUCUGGGGUGGCAGAGAGAGAGAGUGUUAACGAAUACCGGGAGAAAAUGAUGAGCAAGGCCAUCGCCAAAGUGUGCAAGAUGAAUCGAGCCGACUACGAGAAGAAAAUCAGAGAGUUUCAGAUGCAGGCCAUAAUGGAGGAGAAGGUGAAGAUAAAGAAGAAACAGCAGAAGGGAAUGAUGAAGGAACCGCCAUCUAAAAUCAGCCUGAGCUGCAGGCAGUGCAUUGUGUUUGUGUGCUCUGGAGAAGACAUUGAGAAGAUUGAGAACAUGCACCAUGUCAAUGUCACUCCGCAAUUUAG
Messenger RNA from Sinocyclocheilus anshuiensis, 301 nucleotides. RefSeq names its product interferon-induced helicase C domain-containing protein 1-like. NCBI's taxonomy places the organism in Eukaryota, Metazoa, Chordata, Actinopteri, Cypriniformes, Cyprinidae. Gene Ontology annotation, cellular component: cytoplasm. The annotation marks the transcript as partial. The record is from RefSeq and is a predicted model, not a curated record. The transcript has 2 exons. Gene Ontology annotation, molecular function: zinc ion binding; double-stranded RNA binding; single-stranded RNA binding. Gene Ontology annotation, biological process: MDA-5 signaling pathway; antiviral innate immune response.